AUGUCUCACUCACCCAUUCCCAUGCCAGCCUCGUACCCAGCACAUCAGUCGGCGCACUCGCGUCCUGAUCCUCCGCCAAUGGACCGUCGCGCCCUCUCGAAUGACUCGCGCCGCAACGAUCAUCCCCCACCUCCCACUCCGCACUACGACCAGCCCACCGCUGCACAGCAGAGUGAAGCUUUCCAACAGGCCUUGAACACCAUCGAGGUCCAAGGCUCUUCCGAUGACGACACCUACUCUGACUCCGNNGGCUACGAGGAGAGCAUCAAUUCCGCCUUUUCCACCUCGACUUCCAUGACCUCUUCUGUGCGCCAUUGGGAUUUCGAAAACGGCCGUCGCUACCACGCAUAUCGCCAAGGCCAUUAUCUCUUACCCAACGACGACGCCGAACAAGAGCGCGAAGACAUCAAACAUGCUACUGUCUUGACUGUCUGCGGCGGCAAGCUUCACUUUGCCCCCAUCCCCAAAAAUGCCUCAGACACACGCAUUCUCGACAUAGGCACCGGCACCGGCAUUUGGUGCGUCGAGAUGGGCGAUCAAUACCCCUCUGCGCAAAUCACCGGCGUAGACCUGAGUCCCAUACAGCCAGACUGGGUGCCCCCGAACGUGGGCUUUGUCGUCGACGACAUUGCAAGCGAAUGGCUGUAUCCCGAGAACCACUUCGACAUGGUCCAUGCCAGACACAUGGGUGUUGCCAUCAAAGAUUGGGAGCACGUCCUCAACUCAGCAUACACACAUCUCAAGCCAGGCGCAUGGCUCGAAUUUUGUGAAUUUGACUACUGGCCGAGCUGCGACGAUGGCACCAUGACAGAAGAUAACCUCCACUACAGAUGGCAUACCCUUGUCACCGAGGGCAUGAAGAAAAACAACAUCGACUUGCACGCCGCCUUGCUCUUGAAGGCUAGGAUAGAACGUGCCGGCUUCCAGAAUGUGACCGAGAAGAUUAUGAAGGUUCCCUUAGGCCACUGGCCCAAANACCCUCUCCUCAAGAAGGUCGGCAGUUAUAUGCACGCUGUCCUGUACGACGGUCUACAAGGUAUACAAUCAUCCUCCCGUGUUAUCAUUGCUACAGCAUCUAACAAAAUGUUCGAUANNGGCAUUUGCAUGGGCCCACUAACAAGAGGUCUGGGCUGGUCGAGGGAUCAGGUCGAGCUCUAUCUGCCUGGUGUACGAAAGGAUCUAAACAACAUGAGUGUGCACACUUAUUACAGUCUGCACGUAAUCACGGCUCAAAAGCCAUACCAUUGA
Molecule: messenger RNA, 1248 nt
Organism: Aureobasidium vineae
Lineage: Eukaryota; Fungi; Ascomycota; Dothideomycetes; Dothideales; Saccotheciaceae
Source: the annotation of a GenBank genome assembly